UCCACUAGAAAGUAUCUCAGUCGAAAUUUCAUUAAACUGCUGGUCAUGUUCCUACACCGGUUAAGUGUUUCUCUUGCAUUGGUCUGGUGGGUGUCUGCUGAUGAAGAUGUACUCCUAUGCAAAUCUGAAGAUUAUGCGAGACCUUAUUCUGUACUUUUUGAAAAGUUUGGUUUAUUUGAGAAUAACAGUAUGUUAAAGUACUUAAGAGCUUUAAAUAACUAUAUCAAUGCCACCAAGGUUUAUGUGAACCUGCUUGUGACCUCCAUCACAGAUGUGAAUGAAAAAGCUCAGAGCAUUUCAACACAAGUAACACUUUUAACCUCUUGGGACACAGACAUUUGGUGGAGCUUCUCAGAUUUUUGUGGCAUUAAAUCCUUUGCAGUUCCAAAAGAUUUGUUUUGGAUUCCAGACAUUGUUUUUGCAGAAAGCAUCAAGACGGAGUUUGGAGCAAACGAGUCUCCGUAUUUGCAGUUACAUUCUAAUGGUGUUAUUGUCAAGUUGGAUAUGUUAUCUCUGACCACAGUCUGUAAGAUGGACCUGUACAUGUUUCCAUUCGACACACAAAUCUGCAGUCUAACCCUUCAAUCUUUAGUCUAUGAAGAUCAUCAGCUAAUAAUUUCUCAGAUCUCUUCUUCAGAAUACCUUACCUUGAAAUCUCAGGAGACCUUUGAGACUGAGGGAGAGUGGGAAUUGCUCUAUAUAAAUAACUCUGAAACUGAUUUGAAUUCUUGGUGGCUAAGCAGAAGUCACAUGACAUUUCAGAUCUUUAUCAGAAGGAGACCUCUGUUGUAUAUCAUUAACUUAAUUUUUCCAGUAUUUUGUUUCCUUGUGCUGGAUUUGGCCUCCUACUUCAUAAAUGCAUCUGAAACAGAGAAGCUGGGCUUUAAAGUGACUUUACUGCUGUCUAUUUCUGUGUUACUGCUGAUUCUAAAUGACAAGCUGCCUUCUACUGCCAGUAAAAUCCCACUGAUUGGGAUGUACUGCGGGGGGAUUUUCACCCUCAUUGGCCUAAGUAUUUUGGAGACCAUAUUUGUGAAUUAUCUGAUUACUAAAGGAGAAACGAUCAAACCAGAAACUGCGGCAACUACUCGAGAUGGGAUUUACUGUGGUGGGAUUUUCACACUAAUUGGUCUUAGUAUUCUGAAGACCAACUUUGUGAAUUAUCUGAUUGCAAAAGGAGAAAAGAUCAAAUCAGAAGCUGCGGCAACUGCUCAUGAUGAUGGUGUAAGAGUUUUGCGUAACUCUCCCAACAGAGUUACUAGUGGAACUGAAGAGCCAACAUCUACGGAGGACACACAAAAGAAAGUUUCACUAUGGACCAGAGCAGCAAGAAUUAUAGAUGUCACCUUCCUUGUUCUUUACAUAAUCACUGUUAUUGUGUUUCUGUCUGUCCUUGGCAAGGCUUGGUUUGUGUUUAAAUAACCUCUUUCAACCUUUUAAGACAUUUACCCCCUGUGUUUUAUCUAAUUUUAUCCAUGCCCCUAUCCACUCCACCUCACAUCCAUAGCAUCUUCAUCUCUCGCCUCCCUUAGAAUGGGUAGGGGGUCAGUCUUUGUAUGCCAAUCUAUUAAGACAGGUUAGUUUAUUGUCAUUUUGCUGCCUAAUUUACUUUCAUGGGAAUAGGACAACUAGUAAAUACUGCUGCCCAUAACCACAUUUUCUCAUUUCUGUAUACCAGCAAGCACCAUCACCGACUGAGCAAUCAGAUUCCCCAUCUUUUGUGCUAUUGUAAAUGGAGUUGAAAAAUGAGAAAAAUUUUGACAACACAUUACAACACAGGAAAAUCCCCAGUGUUAAAUUAACUCUACCAGUGUUAAAUCAACACUAUUUGGUGUUUAUAUAAUCCACACCAAGAUCGGUGUUAAAAAAGACUGGUGUUAAAAAUAUAACUCUGAAUCAGUGUUAAAGUUAAUGAGAUAAUGAAGUGAUGAUUAAGACUUAAUGCUGGUCAUUCCGUGUCAAAUCAGUUACAUUUUGGAAAUGUUCCUGUCUCUACAUUUUUAUUUUGAUGACUGUUUUCUGGAGAAAUUAAUACUAAAAUGAUAAAGAAAGACAAAUUACUAAAUGCAAUAGAUGAAUACUGUUAGGUGUAUGCCUCCAAAAGCUGCAAUCUUUCACAUUUGCCUCUCUAUCAUCAUCUCUGUUUGAAAAAUAAAAUAACAACUUGCAGAGUUAUUUUCUAAAUGGAUAAGUUUAACUUCUAAACAGCUGUCAGAACAAAAUACAAGUGCUCAACUAUUCCAGCAUCCACACACGUGAUUUAGUAGACAAAUCUUCUUUCUGACAUGAUGUAAUCACAGAAUGUAUCACAUUAAAUCUUAAGUUUGUGUUUGUUUUGGGUUCAUUUGAAGUCACCAUUAUUGUGAUUAACGUUUCCUUUAGUUAGGCAUUUGUCCGUUGACCUUCACAGAUCUAACUCUCCUCUUUUAGCAAUAGCAACAGUGUUUUAAUAAGAUUACUUGUUUGUUGUGUAGCUGAGUAGAGAUUGUUUAUUUUUAUUGUACACUACAUACAAUUCAUUUAAACACUUGAUCAUAAAUUAAUUAUGAAAAAAGUCAAGCAUGUAAAUAAAAGCGCUAUGCAAAUAAAACUUGAUUGAAUAAGACUGCCGUAAAGCUUUAGUAUUUUUUAUUGUUUUUUGCUUAAGAGAGACAUCAUGAUUUCUGAUACAAAUCUCGACGAUGGUGACAGUUAAUGGUAAGAAAGUUGUUAAAUUUUUGUCAUGUUGCAAUGCAUGAUGGGAGUUAUGAAUGAGUUUUCUACCAUACUGGUACCCAGCAUGCAUUGUGGCAUGAAGCUUUGUUGUUGAUUGUCACCAUGACUAUGUUUUAUAGGCUGAUUGUUGAUGUCUCAUUGUGUCUGUCUAACACCACAGAUUAGAUUUGGGUAAACAAUAUUUAACUCUUCAGGGUAUGUGGAUUUUACAGGACUGCUGGAUUUCAUGGUAGCUUCACAGGGUUGGCAGAAUGUAAAAUUAUACACUCAUAUUCAGUGAUUUUUUUUUGUAUGAGAUCAUUGAAUCAUAAGACUUACACUUUCACAAUAAAUAACAUAGUAACAGUUUAAAAGUUCAUUUCUCUCAUCGUUCUCUGCGCUAACAGAUGUGUUUUAUAAACACACUGCCAUAAUGAGCAGAAGAUAACUAACACUAAACUUCAAGACCCAAGUACCCAACUAAAAGAAACACUAAUCGGCACAAUGGUGACUAACUUUAUUCACCAUGUUUUCAGCUGUUCUUUAGAAGUUAAACUUAUCAUCCAUGUAACUCUGCAAGCAAGUUGUAAUUUUAGUUUUCUAACAGAGAUGCUGAUAAUGUUCAUUGAACUCUAGUCAUUU
Molecule: messenger RNA, 3336 nt
Organism: Paramisgurnus dabryanus
Lineage: Eukaryota; Metazoa; Chordata; Actinopteri; Cypriniformes; Cobitidae
Source: RefSeq, a predicted model, not a curated record